Messenger RNA from Cryptomeria japonica (Japanese cedar), 3068 nucleotides. RefSeq names its product double-strand break repair protein MRE11. The transcript is spliced from 23 exons. Gene Ontology annotation, cellular component: nucleus; Mre11 complex. Bases 266 to 2479 code for a protein of 737 amino acids. Gene Ontology annotation, molecular function: manganese ion binding; DNA endonuclease activity; 3'-5'-DNA exonuclease activity. Gene Ontology annotation, biological process: mitotic G2 DNA damage checkpoint signaling; telomere maintenance; double-strand break repair via homologous recombination. The record is from RefSeq and is a predicted model, not a curated record. Lineage: Eukaryota; Viridiplantae; Streptophyta; Pinopsida; Cupressales; Cupressaceae.
CCUAUUAGGCGGUGGAGGGAAGCAAAAUUUGCAUAAUCUAAAAUUUUCAAUUGGAAAAGUAAAGAAAUUGCCCGUUCUUCUCUAGGAAGCCACUAAUAUUUGGCGCCUUCAUGCAUAAAAUUUUGUUCUGAUAAACAGGGUAACCCGAACUGCUCUCAAUUAUAUACCUUCUUUGAACAAUGGCAUUUCUUCCUUGGGUUUCUGGCCUUAGGUGUUUCUUGCAGACUUAUUUGGUAGAUUUAUAAUCUUCCUUCUUAAUACAACAAUGUCAUGCAUGACAAGCAAGGGGAAUUUUAUAUCCAGGGAAGAUGAUAUUAGUACUUUGCGGAUCCUUGUUGCUACAGAUUGCCACCUUGGUUAUAUGGAAAAGGAUGAAAUUCGACGCCAUGAUUCAUUUUAUGCAUUUGAGGAGAUCUGCUCAAUAGCUGAGCAAAAACAGGUAGAUUUUGUGCUUCUUGGUGGUGAUCUUUUCCAUGAAAACAAGCCAUCAAGGACAACUCUAAUAAAAACAAUAGAAAUUUUGCGGCGUUACUGCCUCAAUGAUCGGCCAGUACAGUUUCAAGUUGUCAGUGAUCAAACUAUAAAUUUUGCAAAUGUAUUUGGACAUGUUAAUUAUGAGGAUCCUAAUUUCAAUGUUGGAUUGCCAGUAUUCACUAUCCAUGGAAAUCAUGAUGAUCCAGCAGGAGUGGAUAAUCUUUCUGCAAUCGAUAUUCUUUCUGCAUGUAAUCUUGUGAAUUACUUUGGAAAAAUGGUUCUUGGAGGCUCUGGUGUUGGUCAGAUCACUCUUUAUCCGAUACUCAUAAGAAAGGAUGUUACAUCAGUGGCUCUUUAUGGCCUUGGAAAUAUACGUGACGAGCGGCUUAAUCGGAUGUUUCAGACACCUCAUGCUGUUCAAUGGAUGCGACCUGAACCUCAGGAGGGAUGCCCUAUGUCAGAUUGGUUCAACAUUUUGGUACUCCACCAAAACAGGAUCAAAACAAAUCCAAAGAAUGCAAUCAAUGAGCAGUUCCUUCCACGCUUUCUGGAUUUUGUUAUUUGGGGGCAUGAACAUGAAUGCCUGAUUGAUCCACAGGAAGUAUCUGGAAUGGGAUUUCAUUUAACACAGCCAGGAUCAUCUGUUGCUACAUCUCUCAUUGAUGGUGAAGCAAAGCCCAAACAUGUGCUUCUUUUGGAAAUAAAGGGGAGUCAAUAUCGACCAACUAAAAUUCCAUUGCAAUCUGUGAGGCCUUUUGAAUAUAAGGAGGUUGUUCUAAGGGAUGACCCUGACUUAGAUCCCAAUGACCAAACUGCAGUUCUUGAAUAUCUAGAUAAAUUGGUCAGAGAUAUGAUUGUACAUGCUGAAGGGAGGGUAGUUAGUCGCCCAGACCUGAAGAUACCUUUAGUUCGAAUUAAGGUUGAUUAUACAGGUUUCACAACAAUAAAUCCUCAGAGGUUUGGCCAAAAGUUUGUGGGAAAGGUUGCAAAUCCUCAUGAUGUACUUUUAUUUUCAAAGUCUACAAGACGACAACAAUCAGUGGAUGAAAAGAUUCAAGAUGCUGAACGUCUUCGACCUGAAGAACUGAACCAGCAAAAUAUUGAGGCGCUAGUUGCAGAAAGUAAUCUGAAAAUGGAGAUCCUUCCAGUUAAUGAUCUAGAUGUUGCAUUGCAUGAAUUUGUUAAUAAGGAUGAUAAACUGGCUUUCUCUACUUGUGUACAGCAAAAUCUUGAGGAGACACGGAAUAAGCUCGUCAAAGAAGCAGAAGUACUGCAAAUCAAAGAGGAGGAUGAUGUCGUCCUCAAAGUGGGUCAAUGUAUGCAGGAACGUGAAAGAGACCGAGCAUUACAUCCAAAAACAGGCUUUUCUGGUGGAUUAGGAUCUCAGACUUCACAGGUAACAAAAACUAAAAAAUCAUCACAAUUAGCCAGCCAAAAUGCAUUCAGUGAUGAAGAAGAUGAACACGUAAAGGUUACCAAGUCAAAAACUGUAGUUUGGGGACAGAAAACAAAAUCCUCACAGGUUUCUACAGUAGCAACUGAUGUAGCAGACAGUAGGGGAAGAGGAACACGUGGCAGAGGUAGAGGAAGAGGCUCACGUAGUCUUAAGCAAACUACCUUGGAUGUUACUUUGGGAAAACGUCACUCAGAGAGGAGUGCAUCUGCUGCGGCAUCAGCAGCUCUUCAUAGUGUUAUUGAUGAUGUAGAGGAUGUAGAUUCACCUUCGAGUGAUGAAAUCGGAAAAGAUGAAUUAGAUGAACCAGAGAAUGGCUCAGAACCUGAUGAAACCCCCAAAAGUGCAAGAGGACGGAAGAGACCUGCCCCACAGGGGAGGGGAAAGGGACGAGCUGCAAGCUCCACGGCCAAAAGGGGAAGGAAGUCAGGAAAUUCUGUAGUCAGACAGAUGUUCAUUGAUGAUGAUGAAGACGAGAAUGAUAACAAUGAACCAAUAACAAAAACUGCUACUCCCCAGGUUAGUCGAAAUUGGGGAUCUUUGAGGAGAUAGCAAUCUGUUUAAGUGUCUGGAUCCGCUAGCAGGAGUCUCUUGGUUUCCAAUUUUGCAGCCUACAAUAUGUUACAUGUCAUAGCAGAGCAAAGUCAAGCUUUUCAAGAUUGUGGUGACUCUUGUAUCUUGCUCGUUGUCGUUGCAACUGUAUUACUUUGUAUACCAAUCUGGAUCUUGAACACCACCUAAAUCUGAAGCCAAGGGAACUUCGUCGUGUCCAAUGGGAUUAUCUUACGUGCAAACAAUAUUGAGUACACCUGCAUGGAGUGGAAAUGAGGUGUGCUGUAUGUGGAUGACCAUCCUCCAUUUGUAAUUAUAUAUUCAGAAGGCAAUUAAAUUGGCAUCAGGUGUUUGCUUCAAUGAUCCUAUUCGAUAUGUAAUGUUCUUUUUCCACUUGAUUGCAAGUGCUUUCUUGUUCAUUAUCUGGAAGUCCAUAGCUGCAUGAAAAUGGAUAUGAUAUCAGAUAUUGAAAUGGCAGCAUUUCAAGACCCUCUAAUAUAAAUAUGGUUAGAUACGGAAAUUAGAGAAGUACAUUUUUCAAUUAUUUAUAAAUGUUAAGUGGGUAGCAUUAAAAAUGUGUAUUUACAUA